AUGACUGAUAUAGAGAUUUAUACAGAUCCAAUCAUAUCAUUAGUACAGGAUCCUAAUUUGAGUAAAGACAAAUGCAAAUCAUCCGAACUCAUCCGACUAAUUCAUGAAAUAUCAGAACGACGAAUUAAUAGAUUAUGUUCCACUUCGUUUAUAAUAUUACAAGAGUUGGAAAACAUUCAAUUGAAGUUUAAAAGUUGGGAGUUUUUAUCACUAGAUUUCAAUUCAGAUAAUCAUUUUUCAAACGAUGAUAAUAAUAUUAAAGAUUUCAAUGCCGGCGUUGCAAAUAAGGUUAUAAGUGCUUGUACAGAUUUGAAUGUCAAAAUUGCUAAAAUAUCAUCCGAUAUCGAUUUAAUCAGCAAGAAUUCUAGAACCCUUUCACCAAAAGAUCUAAUGAGUGAUGCAGGGACAAUGUUGACUUCAUUGCUACUACGAAUAAUCAAAUUGAAGAACGAUGUGGUGGAGCAGCUAAGUAUUUCGUAUUCGAAAGCCAGAUUAAUUAUAAUUGGAGAAGAGUUGGAAAUGUGGGAAGAUGAAAACACAGUGAUGUAUUAUAAAUCGUUCAUCGUUGCAUUGCUACAGCAGCUAAAUGAUGCCGUAGAACAGGGAGAUGGUGAUGCAAAAUACGAAUGCUUAGCUGUUAUUAACGAUUUGGAAAAAAUGUUUGAAAAGUUUAGAAUAGAGAAAUUAAUUGAUAAAACAUUAGAAGACAGUCGCCACGAGCACGAUGUUCAAGAAAAACAAAAAGGAGAAGAGGAAGAAGAGGAAGAAGCUGUGCAAGCAAAAGCUUCCGCAGACGAGACUAUGACAACAAUGACAACAACACCACAAUCGACUAUUUCAACUCAUGACAAAACUCAAGAACAUCUCCAGCACCAUUUCCGAUACGAAGAUCAUUUAGAUAGUGUUGAUUCUGAAACAGAUUAUUACGACAAACACGAAACUAGUCCUGAUGACAUGUAUUCCGAAUAUUCAAUGUUUUCAAGCUCACCACAAUUACCAAUGGUUCAUUCAAUCACUAGUGUCAAAGACCAAGAUUCCAUCAGCAAUUACCAUGGAAGUAUUACUGAAGAAUUACCAUAUUUAAUGACUGCAUUCAGUUCUGCUAAAAAUUUUACAAACGAUGUUAAACAUUACAAAUUAGAAGAAGAAAAAGAGAAUAAACCGGUGAAAACAAAACCAAUUCCUGUAGCAGUUAACCCAUCUCCUCAACCCAAGAAGCCAUUUUUCCAUAAAACCAACUUACCCAAUUCUUCCCUCUACUCCGAGAGUAACGUCAUUCACCCUCCAUUAUAUUCAAGCUCAGUUUUGAGAACAUUUGGUAUCAAGCCCCAGGUGAUUAGCGUUCCUAAGGAUGCAGUAGAGAAAAAGAAAACCACCAAAGACAAGCCAUUAUUGCUUACCGAAGAAAAUAUAUCCAACUUGACACAACAACAACUUCGACAUCACGAUUAUAUAGAUUGA
Candida albicans SC5314 is the source of this 1461-nucleotide messenger RNA. RefSeq lists its product as uncharacterized. The coding region runs from base 1 to 1461 and encodes 486 amino acids. NCBI's taxonomy places the organism in Eukaryota, Fungi, Ascomycota, Pichiomycetes, Serinales, Debaryomycetaceae. The record is from RefSeq and is a predicted model, not a curated record. The transcript has a single exon.